AUGCCCAGAGUGAAAGGUAAACCGAAACAAAAAGAUACAACUCUUCCUACUGUUUUUGAAAAUGAAGACCCACCACCGCCUCCAGCUAUUGAAAAUGCAGCCCAAGAGAAUCAAACUGUUGAAGGCCAAUCUACAGAAAGUCUUUCAAAUGGAAAUCAGUCUCAAGUUAUUGCAGAUUCCGUCCAAGCAUUUGAUAUGAUUUCUAAAGCAAUGGAAAAGGGAAAUUUUACCAUUUUGCCCAUAUUUGAUUCAACUACAAAUCAGAUUGUCCCACCGCUAGGCUUCGAUAAGCUAGCACCUCCGGCUUUCUUUCUACCUGAGAAAAUCCGUAACCAACCAGCAAGGGAUAAAGAUCGCGAAAUGGUGAAUUGUACAAUUUGCGAUAAAACAAUGAAAAGAGGUAGUCUUCGAGAGCACAUGGAUCGACAUAAGAACACCGGCAAGUUUUUUUGUGACCUUUGUGGCAAGAAUUUCAGUCGUGCAAGUGCCCGGGAAAAGCACAUUCGAACCCAUACUGGGGAGCGACCAUUCAGAUGUCACAUUUGUCCCAAGGCCUAUCGUCAGAAAGUCCACCUGAAUGAGCAUCUACGUUCCCACUCUGGCGAAAGGCCGUUUGUCUGUCGACUCUGUGGUUUCUCUCUGGCCUCAAAAUCCCUUCUAAAUCGUCACUUGCGUACUCAUGGGGUUCAAAAUGGUGCCAAUGAUGCUCCAGGAACCUGGUUACGUACUGACGCCCCGAAAUCUCAGGUCUUAGCUGCUGCUGAAGCAGUAGGACGUUCGAUCGAUACCGUUGCUGUAGAUAAUCCAGAAACUAUCCAUAUAACUGCCUUGAAUGCAGUGGCAACAGCUGCUGCGAUUGGUCGAAAGCAUCUUUGCCCUGAAUGCCCUGCUGGAUUUCCAACCAUGCAGGCUCUCAGAUCUCAUCGUACUACUACCCAUGGCAUGGUUCCAGAGCAUACUUGUGAUAGUUGUGGCGAGAUUUUCACCUCUAGGAAGACUUUGAAAGCGCACAUGCGAAGUUCCCAUCCCCAGAUAUGUCCUCUUUGUAACGAAGUAAUGCCUCAGCGGCGUAGAUGGGUUCUUGAGGUGCAUAUCCGCGAAAGUCAUCCAGGAGUUUCAGCUGAGGCAGUACUUGGGCCGUCUCCUUUAUCGAUUGGUGCUGCAGCAGCGUUCCAGAAACGUGCUCUAUGCAGAAAGCAGAAGGAAGCAGAGAGGUUACUUAAGCUUGCGCCUCUAACUCCCCUUUUCAUGGACACUGUAACACCAGCACUUGAUAAGUCUGAAUCUGAGCAACCACAAACCGAAAAUGAAUCGGAACAGGCUUCUCAAGGUCCAUAUAAUACCUCAGCGUGUGAUGAAGAAAUGGAAGAAGAUGAAUCAAGCCAAAGUUCCCUCAUUGAGACGUUAAAGAAAUUGGAGAAGAGGAGCCAAGAAGGAAAUCAUCCAACCAAUCACUGUUAA
Molecule: messenger RNA, 1461 nt
Organism: Rodentolepis nana
Lineage: Eukaryota; Metazoa; Platyhelminthes; Cestoda; Cyclophyllidea; Hymenolepididae
Source: the annotation of a GenBank genome assembly